Molecule: messenger RNA, 2505 nt
Organism: Chrysoperla carnea
Lineage: Eukaryota; Metazoa; Arthropoda; Insecta; Neuroptera; Chrysopidae
Gene: TfAP-2
Product: transcription factor AP-2-epsilon
Exons: 10
Coding region: 289-2505 (738 amino acids)
Biological process (GO): regulation of transcription by RNA polymerase II; anatomical structure development; regulation of cell population proliferation
Cellular component (GO): nucleus
Molecular function (GO): RNA polymerase II transcription regulatory region sequence-specific DNA binding; DNA-binding transcription factor activity, RNA polymerase II-specific
Source: RefSeq, a predicted model, not a curated record
CAAAGAAAUCGCGGUAUGUUGUAUGUUGAUUCUAACCUAUACACAACAUAUCAAGAGAAAUAAAUACAAUAUUUACAACAAACGAAACGAAAACAUUAACAGGUUAAAAACGAUCAAUAAAAGUGCUUGAAAAAAAACACCUGAAAUAUUGUGAAUUCUAUAGAAAUAUCAAUUCUUGUACAAGUUACAAACCUUCACGUGUGUUUACAUACUUUUAAUCACCGGGUACCAUGUGUUUGAAAAAUAGUGUGUGUUGUUAAAUAAACAGUGAAAAUACAACCCUUCAAGAUGGAUGAAUGUCCAAGUUCCCCGGAUAGUUUAGGCAGUGAUCACUUAAGUGUUGUUGAUAUGUUAACAUCUGGUGGUUCUCCUACCUCACAAAAACGUCGCCGUUUAUUACAUCAAUUAGCUGCCGUAUCAUCCCCAUUAAAUUCUAAUCAUCAUCAUACAGCAGCGGAUUUAUUAGCCGCUGCUGUCGCGGAUAAUGAACAUCGUCGUCGUUUAUUACAUAACGCAUUACAUAAUCAUGAGUUUACUGAUAGUGAUAAUAAUAAUACAACAAACGCGAAUAAUAAUAACAAUGAAUCCGCUACAACAAUUGACGAUUUAAAAUCGGCGAAUAAUACAGAUAAUACUGAUAAUAACGAUUCAACGGGUGCUGGAGAUGUACAAUGUAGUGAUGUUGAUGCAUUUGUUUUUAAUGAAAUUCAUAAUCAAUCGGAUACAACCGGAACGGAUACAACAGGGAAUACAAAUGGGAAUGAUACAGGUGGCGGGAAUGAGGACACACAAAAUGAUGACGAAUUAGAUGAUGAGCGUUUGACAUCCUCUCAUCAUCACCAAAGUGGAGGCGGUAAUUUAUCCUCACAUUAUAAUAAUAAUAAUGGCAACAAUCAAGGUGGUAACAACAAUGGCGGUGGCGGAGGAGGCGGUGGAGGCGGAGGGAAUAAUGGACGUGGUGGAAAUAAUAAUUCAAGCUCAAGUGCACAACAGUUAGCAGCGCAUCAUCAUAUGCAUCAGCAAGCACAGUUAGCUGCAGCUGCUGCGGCUGCUGAUUUUCAACCACCAUAUUUCCCACCUCCAUUUCAUCAUCAUCCACACGCGACUGGAGCUACGCUGAAUCAUCAUGGUUUACAAACAAAUUUAGCAGGAAAUGGUGGCGGUACAAGUUCACCACCAGGUGGUGCGGUUAUCGGCGGUGGUGGUUCAGUAGGUGCACCUGGUGGUAAUAUUGGUUCUGGAGGAGGAGGAGGUGGAGGUGGAUUAGGAGAUUAUGCACCACACCUAGGAGAUCCAUAUGGUGCAGCGUUAGCUGCUCAUCAUCAUCAUAGUGCUAGUGUUAGUCAUUCAGCGGCUGUAACCGCUUUACAUUAUAACCAAUUAUUACGAACGCCUGGAUCCGGUGGUGGUCACCAUCGGUCUGGGAGUGGAGGAACUGCAUUAGGUUUAGAACAAGAUUCACAUGUUGUGAGUGGAUUAUCACAUGGAGGUUUCGCGUAUGGUGGAGGCGGUUAUAGUUUACCACCAGGUGCUGGUUCACGUGGACUUCAUGAUGAUCCAUUAGCAUUACACCAAGCAUUGUCACAAGCAGUUGACGAUGGUCAAAAUACUGGUUUAGACGAUAAUAGCGGUUUCAUAUCAGAUUUACCACUUUUAAAAAGAGAAUCCACGUCCCCGGCAGAUUACCCAAUGCUUCAUUCGACAGUUUGCUAUGAUUUUAAAGGUAUGAAAUCAAGUGGCGGUAAAGAUCAUUCUGGUGGAGGUGGCGGUUUGGGCGGUGGACAUAUGGCAUCACCAGCCGAUGUGUUUUGUUCAGUACCAGGUCGUUUAAGUCUAUUAUCUUCAACAAGCAAAUAUAAAGUUACCGUUGCCGAAGUACAACGGCGAUUAUCACCACCUGAAUGUUUAAAUGCUAGUUUAUUAGGCGGUGUUUUACGGAGAGCGAAAAGUAAAAAUGGCGGUAGAUUAUUACGAGAAAAAUUAGAAAAAAUAGGUUUAAAUUUACCAGCGGGUCGAAGAAAAGCAGCAAAUGUCACAUUAUUAACAUCAUUAGUGGAAGGUGAAGCCAUACAUUUAGCACGUGAUUUUGGAUACGUAUGUGAAACAGAGUUCCCUGCACGACAAGUUGCGGAAUAUUUAUGUCGUGGUGCCACCGGAGCUUUAUCUGGUGCACAAGCGGAACAUGAAGCGCUACGUCGCCGUGAUUUAUUACAUGCAACUCGAUUAAUUACAAAGGAAUUAAUGGAUUUAUUAAAUCAAGACAGAUCUCCAUUGUGCAAUACACGACCACAACAUUUGUUAGAUCCCUCAAUUCAACGGCAUCUAACACAUUUCUCAUUAAUAUCACAUGGUUUUGGUAGUCCAGCAAUAGUGGCAGCUUUAACCGCCAUACAAAAUUUCUUAAAUGAAUCACUAAAGCAUUUGGAUAAAUUGUAUCCACCAUUAGAUACAAAAAAUCCAAAAUUAGAAGAUAAAAAUAAUUUAUUUUCAUGUGCCACAAAAUAG